Molecule: messenger RNA, 772 nt
Organism: Myotis lucifugus (little brown bat)
Lineage: Eukaryota; Metazoa; Chordata; Mammalia; Chiroptera; Vespertilionidae
Gene: MITD1
Product: microtubule interacting and trafficking domain containing 1
Exons: 7
Coding region: 92-649 (185 amino acids)
Biological process (GO): midbody abscission
Cellular component (GO): midbody
Source: RefSeq, a predicted model, not a curated record
CGUUUUGAAACUUGAGACUGUAUUUGUGUAAUUUGUAGGCACCAAAGAUGAUACAAAGAAAUGUAAUCUCAGGAAAAAAAUUUCCGACUACAUGGAUAGAGCAGAAAACAUAAAGAAGUAUUUGGAUCAAGAAAAAGAAGAUGGAAAGUAUCACAAGCAAAUUAAAAUAGAGGAGAAUGCAACAGGAUUCAGUUAUGAGUCGCUUUUUCAAGAAUACCUUAAUGAGACAGUGAGAGAAGUUUGGAUAGAAGACCCUUAUAUUAGACAUACUCAUCAGCUGUAUAACUUCCUUCGAUUUUGUGAGAUGCUUAUCAAGAGACCAUUCACAAGAUUCAGUUCAAGCAAGGAAAACCUGGACGUAAUGCUUCAGCUAGAGGGCGUUGGGAAAGCGCAGCAAAUUAGUGGCCUGGAAGAAAUAAAAGCAUCACUUAGGAAUCAUGGAGUGCUGUUGGAAUUGGAAUAUUCUUCUUCCAUACAUGACCGAGAAAUUAGGUUCAACAAUGGAUGGAUGAUUAAGAUUGGAAGGGGACUGGAUUAUUUUAAGAAACCACAGGGUCGUUUUUCCCUUGGAUAUUGUGAUUUUGAUUUAAGACCAUGUCAUGAAACAACAGUGGACAUUUUUCAUAACAGGCACACGAAAAAAAUAUGAUGGGCAGUAGCUUAAUUUACAGUGUAUAUUUCUAUUUUAAGUGAAUAUUAGAUUUUUUUAUACUUUGGACAGAUUAUUCCUAUAAAAUGUGAAUUUAAUAAUAAACUUGUACAUUCCUACUAA